This is a messenger RNA of Thunnus maccoyii (southern bluefin tuna), 1640 nucleotides long. RefSeq names its product organic solute carrier partner 1b (gene oscp1b). Gene Ontology annotation, biological process: transport. NCBI's taxonomy places the organism in Eukaryota, Metazoa, Chordata, Actinopteri, Scombriformes, Scombridae. Gene Ontology annotation, cellular component: cytoplasm; plasma membrane. The coding region runs from base 143 to 1285 and encodes 380 amino acids. The transcript is spliced from 10 exons. The record is from RefSeq and is a predicted model, not a curated record.
UCACUUCGUGGCCUGGCAACCAGAAGAGGCUUUGGCAACUAGACAGACCCCUUUCAUCAAGCAUUCGAGCUAGUUUAAAGGCUAGCCACAAUCGCUAGCUGCCUAUAUUUUCCAGAGAGAUUUAAACCAUCCAGAUACCACCAUGUCUUCAAAGACUCUGCCUCUGCUUUUCAUCAAUCUCGGUGGAGAAAUGCUGUACAUCCUGGACCAGCGGCUUCGAGCUCAGAAUAUCCCUCCUGUCAAAUCUGAGAAAGUUAUGAAUGACAUCAUCACCACCAUGUUCAACAAAAAGUUCCUGGAGGAGCUUUUCAAGCUACAGGAGCUUUACUCCAAGAAGGCCCUGCGGACUGUGUUCGACAGGCUGGCCCAUGCCUCCAUAAUGAGACUCAAUCAAGCUAGCAUGGACAAGCUCUACGACUUGAUGACCAUGGCUUUCAAGUACCAGGUGCUUCUCUGCCCUCGGCCCAAGGAUAUCCUCCUGGUCUCCUUCAACCACAUGGACGCAAUCAAGGACUUUGUGAAAAACUCUCCCUGCAUUCUGAGCCAGAUUGAUGACACGUACCGAAAGCUCAUAGAGAUGUACACACCUUUAUCUAAUGGUGAAUUCCAGCUGAUUAGACAAACUCUUCUUAUCUUCUUCCAAGACAUGCAUAUAAGGGUGUCUAUUUUCCUCAAGGACAAAGUGCAGAACUCCAACGGCCGCUUUGUACUUCCCACCAGUGGUCCAGUGCCCCAUGGAACACAAAUCCCUGGCUUGAUAAGGAUGUUUAGCUGUACCGGUGAGGAGGUGAGCAGGCUGCAGUUCAAUAAUGGAGGAAACUAUACUGCUGCUCUACGGGAAGGAUCUUUUGAGAGUUUUGGAGACAGGGUCACCAAACUAGGCACAAACAUGUACAGUGUGAGCCGCCCAGUGGAAACCCAUAUGUCAGGAACCUCUAAAAACUCUGCUCAACACACUAAGGUCAAUGCUGCUCCCAACCCUCUAGCCAAAGAGGAGUUGAAUCUGUUGGCCAGGUUAAUGGGAGGGUUAGAAGUUCAGAAAUCAGGAAACGCAGACAGUGGCUUCCGGAUCAACCUCUUUGCUACUGAUGAGGAGGAAGAAGAGGCAUUAAUAUCAAGACCAGAUGAGCUUUCAUAUGGAGUCAUAAAGAUCCAAGCAACAAAGGACCAACAAGCUAAUGCUGAGCUAGCCAAAAUCAUGGGGGAGUUCACAGAGUCUGGAGAUCAAUCUCCCAGCGCCAGCAGCAAAGGAGACGACCUACUGGCCAUGAUGGACGGCCUGUGACAUGGUCACCCUGACAGAAAUGCCCAGGGGGUGGGACACAAUGCAUCGUCAACAGUCCGUUCUACUGUAGACUAGUCUGCUGCCUGCACCUGCAAAUAAACUGCGGUAACCUCACAUGCAGCCAGAAAGCCUUGUCUUUGGGUGCUUUUUAAAUGCAGAUGGAUGCAGGUGUUUUUCAGUUGAUGAAAUGCCUGAAAAUUUGCAUAGUUAACAACAAAGGAUGUGUGGGGAGCCAAGCUUUGAGAUGUAAUACACUGUAAUAGUUUGCUGUAAACUGAGAAGAGGUAAGGUGCAAUGAGAUAUACAGUAGGCUUAUAUCAGUGUGUUGAAUAAUUUGUAUGUGAUAAUGGCAAAA